AUGGAUACGCUCGGCAAACUAAGGGUUCAUCAGCUGAAGGCUGAGCUGUCGAGAAGAGGUGAAGAUAGUAGAGGACCUAAGGCGGUGCUGAACAAGAAAACAGAACACAAAAACAAGAAGAAAGAAGAACACAAGAACAAGAAGAAAGAAGAACACAAGAACAAGGAGAAAGAAGAACACAAGAACAAGAAGGAAGAAGGACACAAGAAGAAGAAGAAGAAAGAGCACAUGAUCAAAGAAGAACGCGUGUUCAAGAAAGAGCACAAGAACCAAGAAGAACACGUGUACAAGAAGAAAGAGCACAAGAACCAAGAAGAACACGUGUACAAGAAGAAAGAGCACAAGAUCCAAGAACACGUGUACAAGAAGAAAGAGCACAAGAUCCAAGAACACGUGUACAAGAAGAAAGAGCACAAGAUCCAAGAACACGUGUACAAGAAGAAAGAGCACAAGAACCAAGAAGGACACGAGUACAAGAAGAAAGAGCAUACGAACAAGGAAGAAAAGCACAAAAUCAAGAAAGUGAACGAAGGAGAGCAAGCAGGGAUGAGCCUGGAGCUCAGCAGCACGGGGACUCCACACAGGCUCUCCUAG
This is a messenger RNA of Amphibalanus amphitrite, 594 nucleotides long. Its product is annotated as glutamic acid-rich protein-like. NCBI's taxonomy places the organism in Eukaryota, Metazoa, Arthropoda, Thecostraca, Balanomorpha, Balanidae. The record is from RefSeq and is a predicted model, not a curated record. The transcript is spliced from 2 exons. Bases 1 to 594 code for a protein of 197 amino acids.